This is a messenger RNA of Heterotrigona itama, 750 nucleotides long. The record is from the annotation of a GenBank genome assembly. NCBI's taxonomy places the organism in Eukaryota, Metazoa, Arthropoda, Insecta, Hymenoptera, Apidae.
AUGUUUAAGUUUGUGUUAAUCGCCGCAGUUCUCGCCUGUAGCUCGGUGCUGGCCGCCCCCGCGGGUCAAGACGCUAGCCAGCCGUCGUCCAUCUUGGAGGAAGCCUUGGACGUGUACGCGACCUGCACCGGCCAAGAGGAGAUAUCCACGUGUCUGAAGCUGCAGGCGCUGCGUCUGGUCGACAGAGUGGCCAGGUCCGCGAACAUCGAUAUCGUGGAUGGCUUCAAGAUCGUGCAGACCGAAGAAGCUAAAAACAGCCGUGCAGACAACGCCAGAUCCUUGAAUGACAUCGAAAGUACCCUGCCAGCCGAGACGGAGGCCAAGGAAGCUGCCAUUGAUCAAGCCAUCUUCGACAGAACUGCCAAGUUCCUCUCCACCCAUACUGUUGAACUGAGUCUUCCCGAAGAGGUCUCCCGCUCCUUCGACGAAGCUCGGGGAAAGAAGAAGAAGAUCGUGAAAUCUCUGCUGCCGAUUCUGCUGCUCUUGAAACUUAAGGCUGCGGCUCUCAUCCCUAUCGCUCUCGGUGGUUUGGCUCUCCUAGCAUUCAAGGCUCUCGCAAUUGGCAAAAUCGCCCUCAUCAUCAGCGCGAUCAUCGGUCUUCAGAAGCUUCUCGCCAACAAACAUCAAAGUUAUGAGGUAGUGGCUCAUCCAGUGCACUCGUACGGCCACGAAGAACACCACGACCACCACGGAUGGGCGAGAUCAGGAGGGUCUGACCUCGCGUACAACGCGUAUAAACCCUCCGAGUAG